Molecule: messenger RNA, 264 nt
Organism: Scedosporium apiospermum
Lineage: Eukaryota; Fungi; Ascomycota; Sordariomycetes; Microascales; Microascaceae
Exons: 2
Coding region: 1-264 (87 amino acids)
Biological process (GO): mitochondrial respiratory chain complex IV assembly
Cellular component (GO): mitochondrion; mitochondrial inner membrane
Source: RefSeq, a predicted model, not a curated record
AUGGGAGGAGUCAAUCUUGAAGUCUUCAGGUUCGGCGUAUACCUCAUGUUCCCCAUCGGAUUCAUGUACUACUUCGGCACGAACCUCGACAGCCGCUUCGCCGUGGAGGGAUUCUGGCCCAAGGCGGAGGAGACGAACAAGGUGCCGCAUUCGAGGGACGAGAUCAAGGCCGAGUAUGAGAAGAUUGUGGCGAGGCAGAGGGUUUUGAUGGAGAGGAGGGCCAUGCAGCAGGCGGCGAGGAGGGACGAUGGAGGCGAGGAGUAA